Messenger RNA from Brassica rapa (field mustard), 5399 nucleotides. RefSeq lists its product as uncharacterized. The record is from RefSeq and is a predicted model, not a curated record. Lineage: Eukaryota; Viridiplantae; Streptophyta; Magnoliopsida; Brassicales; Brassicaceae.
UUUUUAGUGGUUGGAACUCGAACACGAAUGACGGAACUCACAGUGGUGAGUCUUUUACCACCAGAGCUAAAAACUCUGUUAUUUGAGUGUCUUUUUAUUACCGUAUAAAAUCAAGUUAUAUAUUAAAAGAAAAAAACAGUUUAUAAACCUUGAAGAUUACAUCUAAAGAUGCUGGAAUUAUGUUUUUCUAUAUGCCUAUAGACUGCCUAUAUAGCUGGUUUUACAAUUGCUAAAGAGUUGUUGUUAUGCGUAACCGUCCGUUUAGGGCGUAGCCCAGAUGGUUAUAGUUCGUUCACACUUUGUAAGCUACUUAAAGCUGUUAACUUGGGCCCAAAUGCCAUAGGUCUUGAGUAUUGACUAGUGGGAAACUCGUUUGUAUUUUUAUAAAGUUUAAACUUAUUCUUAUAAUAUUCUAGUGCAUAAUAAUAAAUUAAAUAUUGGUAUAAAAUGUAUUGAUAUACUUCUAAAUUAUAUAAAUUGAUUUUUAACAUCACUUCGACUCCCCCAACUCCCCAAGUUUAUCACUAUAUAAACCAUCCGGGAUUUAGGUUUGUGUCUUUAAUAGAUCCGGAUUUAAUUCUUAUCAAUUUACAAAAAAAAAGUUUAUCACUAUAUAUAGACCUUGCUACAUGAAUAAGAAACUAGUGAACAUUAGUUGUUUAGAUCUCUAAGCAGUGUAUGGUUAUUAUUAACUCAAAUUAGUUAUGUGUGAUUGGUGAAGGUCACCAUCUUGUUAUCUAUUUAGUAUUGUAGCUGGCUUACGUGCAAUAUGAGAGAAAACUACAAAACCAUAAGCUAACCAAAAAAAAGAGAGCAUUAGAACAAGAAAAGGAUAUCCUUUGGGUAAUGUAUAUAAAUAAAUAAAAAGACAAAAAGAGGAGUUUCAAUUUGCAAGGUAAAAUACACGAGAGAUCCUCUUAGAACGCAUAUUCCCAAACUUGCACAACAUCUUAAACACAUUAAAAGUACCAAAAGACAACUUCGAAAACCUCAUCGCCUCAUAACACAUACUUUAACUCUUAUCCAAACACAAACAGAGAUUUGAUCAUAUAACCAACGUUAUGGUGGCAGAAGCCAUGAGAAUCAAGGCAGAGGUGUACCACGGAGACAAGACAUGCAGAGAGAUAUUCGGCUCCCUUUUGUCCGAGAUCGGUUUACCAAACCGGCUCCUAAGUAACCAGGAGAUCGAAGAAUGCGGAUACGUGAAGGACACGGGUUUCGUGUGGCUAAAGCACAAGAAGAAGAACAAAGACGAUAAAAAGAGACAUCAAGACUCGUUUAGAUUCGAUAACGUCAUGGUGUGUUUCGAAGAUGAAGUCACUGCUUAUUUCCAGCCGAACACGAUCAAGAAACUCACUGGGGUUAAGGCCAAGGAGUUCGUGGUCUGGAUCUCGCUCGGUGAGAUUCACGUAAACCGCCCCUCUGGUUUGAUUACCUUCAAGACACAGGUCGGUUUGUUGUCUAAGUCGUUGCCUCUGUCGGUUUUUGAAGACGUUCAAGGUAAACAUGAUGUUAUGGAGAAGCCUAAACAACAGGAUCAACAAAAAUUCAACGAUCCCAAAAUCUAUUUGUACUAGUAGAAAAGAAAGUAAAUGUAUAUAUGUAUAUGUAUCUUUAAUUUUUAUUCAUAUAAAUGGAUAAUAUAAGCUCUAAGCUCGAAACGGGAUCGUAGAGAUUCUGUGUUUAGGUUACCCACCCAUCGAUGGAAUCAGUAUAACAGGAAUGUAGACAGAAUCGGAUUCAAAUUUUCAUUUUGGCGAAAAUGGAUAAAGAGAAAUUGAAUCGCGCGAGAGUUGAACAACAAAACUAUGAUGGGGAAGAAGAACAGAGCAUCUUCCCGCUUUGACUAAUUUAGGCCCAAGGCCCAUGAAUGUUAUCAACAAAGAUGGAUUGGAACUUUUAUAUACAAGUGUGGUUCGUGAAACACUAAUGUAUUAAACGAAGAUAUGAUUAAUUUUCUUUUGGUAAUAAGGCCAAACCUACACUUUCAAUAAGAAAUAGAAGAAAGAUCCCAUCAGGCCAUCACUUCCGUUCGAGUUCGGAUUGGGUAUUUCGAAUUUUCGAUAUAGAGGUGUAGAACCAGUUCGGGUAUUUCUGUACUUCAGAUCGGAUUCAGAUAUUUUUAGUUCGGAUUCGAUUAUUUAGGAUCGGGUUCGGAUAUUUAGAUUUUGAAAAAAAAAAUUAAAAUUUCAUUUUUCAAGUUUGUGCUUAAAAAUAUAACUUUCAAACUGAUUUUUUUUAAUAGAUUAAAUGAUUAAUAUAUUUGGACAUAACUGUAACAUCCCAAGUUGUGAUAUAUGGAAAGACUUAAGAGAAUUGAUUUUACUACCUAUGUCACCAAAGUUGACUUACCUUUUCCGGAGCACAUCCUGAAAGAACUCCAGAGUUAAGCGUGUUUGAGCUGGAGUAGUGUAAGGAUGGAUGACCUAUCGGGAAGUGACUCGCGAUAGCAUGCGAGUGAGGCCAAAGCAUGGGAAAAGGUUGGGUGGUGAUUGCAGGGUCAGUAAACAGUGAUUUCGAGCCUUUGAAAAUUAAUGGACCGACCGUCAGACGGGAUGGGCCCACGGGCCGAGAGAGCGGGCGUGGAUGGCCCAUUAGCCGUGGGCGGGUCGGGGCAUUACAAUAACAUUUUAAAACUAAAAAGAUACUAAUUUUGUUAUUGUUUUUAAGUUUCGGAUGUAACUUUUGUUAAUUCUUGAAACAAAAAACUUGAUAUGCAUUUUAAGUGAGUAAUAAAUCAUUUCCUCCGUAAUUAUAUGUAUUAUAUGCACUUAAAGUAUGUGUAGUAUCAAUAUAAAUAUUUUAAAUAAAAUGAAAGAUAUAAACUAAAAAUAUAAAGUUAGUAAUACAUAUGUUCGGUUAUCUUUUGAUAUCUAUUCGAGUUCGGAUAUUAUCCUUUCGGGUUUGGAUAUCUAAUCUCUUCUAAUUCGCGGAUUUCGGUUCGGGUUUUUUGGAUCGGGUUUGGGUAUCGGAUAAAAUGCUUUACCCCUAUCACUUAUCAUUGUUGUAGGUUUAUUAUGAACUUCCAAAAAUUCCUUUCUGUGCACUAAACCUUUUGUAAUAUCUCCAAUUAGGUCACAAUGUUUAUAUAUAAAGGAAAUAAUUUAUUGUGUACUUAUAAACAUUAUUUUUUUACUAUACCAUUAACAAUUUUUUUUAAUAUGUAUAUCAGCUGAACUAACCGGUUCCGAAAGAAACACACUUAGUGCUACAAAAUAGAUUUACUAUCACAUUAUCUAAUCCAAAUUUAGAAUACCUUCCAACUAAUGAUAGAGAAACUGAAUCGUUUGUUACCAAAUUACCAAGUAAACUGUCUGCAUCGAAACCCAAACUUAGACUUCCCACAUGACUUUGUUUCAAGGGAAACUCAAACCCCAGAAAAAAUAUUCUAGCACAUUUUCAAGUUUCAUCUACCACUUGACCACAGUCAUACGGGCACAAAAAUAGUAAUUUCAGUUUCAACCAAUUUUAAAAGGUUACACUAACCAAUAUGUUCUGUUAAAUAUCUAGAUGGUCUCCACUUAACUUGUUAAUUUAACGUAACUAUGUCCUAGUCAGAUCCGGUCCUGAGAUAGCCCAAAAAUAAUUGGGUUGGAAGCACAAAAAAAUUGAGGACUUGAUGGUUUGAAAUGUUUCUAAGAGGAUUGGAACUUGGUACCUUUAGCAUUACCACGACAAGUUUUAACCAUCUGACCUACUAGAAAUAUUUAAAAAAUGGCCGAAAAUUUAUAUGUUUUCUUCAGGGCCGGAAACUUAUGUUUCCAUGGCUUCUGCCGAGGGCUGCUACUGGUCCUACUCCUAAUGUUAGUUCUAUAUAGUUGUAAAUUCCAAACUAGUAGUGCAGUUAGAUAAGUGAAAUUUUAGUAAGCGACAACUAAAUAGGAUUAGCAGAGAUACGGAGUUAUAACUUAGGAUUCUUCCACCCAUGAAUUAUUUUUGCCGUCUUGCUUCUUCUUGGGCCAACUUUAUAAUAAAAUAUUAUAUGUAGCCCUUACGUAUACUGUAUAUACAAAAUGUAUAAUCGUCUAGGUAUAUACAUUUACAUACAUGGAAUAAACAUAUAAAAUCACAAUCAUGUAUACUUGUAUAGUAUAGAUGCAUGCAUAUAAUGGCGAUAAAUUAUUAAAGGGAGGGGAAAGUGUCGUUGAGGAGUAGGAUUUUGUCGUAACUCGGUAACUUUGUCUCAAUGAUUUGUGUCUUUGGUCACAUCAGUUUCCCUAUCUUCCUCAGGCAACUUAAGUUGCUUCUUUACUUCUUCAUUUUUUUUUGUCUCCCUUUUGCCAUUUUCCAUGCAUAUUUUAUUUUAACUGAUUGAUCAUAUUUUCACAUGCGUUUAUCACGAGUAUAUGAAAUACAUUUUAAUUGACAUCUAUGACAAAAACAUUACGAUAAUCUUAAUUAAUAAUCUCAUGGCGCACGCGUGACUUUUCUUUGUCUGCAAGAGGACUCUCUACAAGAAGAUUCAUGCCAGAUGAUAUGAUGUUUUUGCACAGGUCCAAAAUACUUUUAGAUCUUGUCCGACAUUUUCCGAAGAUUUCGCUCUCUCAUCAAUGUUGACCAUGUGUCCGACAUUUUGGUGGUAUCAAGUGUUUUAUUUGCCAUAACCUCUGACGCUUAUUCAAAUGAGCAUGAAUGAUGAUUUGAGACAAAUAUUUCUAGCAAUGCACUUCAGAUAUAUUAAGCCAAAACCUUAGUUGUUAAAUGGGUCAGAAGAUGAUUUUAAGAAGAAAAGACUAGUAAAUGAGUGUUAAAACACGAUACAUGAUAUAACUGGAUAUGAUUAUAAUUUAUAGGCGUAAGUUUUUCUUUUCAAAUCUUUUUGUCAAACAAAUGUGUGAAAACAUACAAUAAUAUAAUCUUUUUUUUCCUUAAAGACAAACACGAAAUGUUACAUUAUACAUAUAUAUUUAUUUAUACAUGCAUCUCUCUCUCUCUCUCUAUAUAUAUAUAUAUAUAUAGCUACGUCCGUGUGUGUAAUUGACCAUAUCUCUUUAUAAAAUGUAUAAUUCAUGCAAAACACUCUCUAUCUUUCUCACUCAAGUUAUGGGUGUAUUUGAAAGCUUUUCACGGAUUGAAGAAGCAUCAAAAUGUCAUGAUCAAGGACAAAAAGGCUAUUUCAAGAAGAAGAAGAAGGUGAUUGUAACUUGUUCUUCUUCAUGAUGAAAUCAACGACUCUAUCUUAUCCUGAGCUUCUUCUUUUUUUUUCUUAUUAAGUAUACUUCUACUGUUUUUUCUUGACCUUGUAAGACCUUUUCUCUACCCUUUUCUGUCUUCUUAUUAUUUCCAUCUUCUUGGUUUCUCUGUUAUGUCCAGUUUCUACAUUAGUUGAUGUAUCUGCUAAAUCGAUGAAGAUUUUGUAGUAAACUCAUAGGGUUCGUAUUUUCUCUCCUUUAUUUGUC